AGCGCGUGACGAGACAUAAACAGCCACGUGCGGUCCCCGAGCCCAGAGCGUGCUGAAGUUGACGGCAGACGAUAACUUGCGCCAGUCGCGAGGGCCGACACGAAUGACUGGCUAUGAAAUGGGAACAGGGGUGAUACGCGAGUCAGGCGGUCAGUAAAGGUAUUCGGACGUUUAACCACGCUCGGACCGGUCGUGAGAAGGAGCGUUCUGUUGGCAAAGAUUCUGGAGUCUUACUUUAAGAAACGCGUGGAGAGUUGUGUUAUAACUUGGGGAAAGUGUCGUCAGGAUUUACGGUUAGAACACGUGACCUUUACUGCAAGUUUGUUUGCUGCCUGUCGGGAACAGAAGGGAGUUUUGAAAGGACGGAGUAAUAAGAGAUCCUGUUAUCUCUCAACGACACAUGGUGACGGGGUCUCGCACAAAGCCAGGCGAUCUGCAACAGCAGUUAAAACAGAGCGUCUUAACUUCGAAAGCCGAGACUUGCACACAAGUACAAAGCAGUUUUCUUCGGUAUAUAUUCAGUAUAUCCACACAUGCAUGAAACUGCAUACGUACUCGGAUUAGCAUGUCUGUGUAUUUCUGAAACUUAGGAGAAAGUUGUGAUUGUCGAAAAUGGAUGAAAAACGACCCCCCAGUGAAUCCUCGGAGGAUGGAGAGAGCGAUGAAGGCAGCAAUGGACGCAGGAGGAUUUACAGAAGAAGCAAAUCAAAGUGUGACGGGAGGUUGUGGAUAUUUAUGGUUCUAGGUGCGGUUAUUCUUGUGCUUGGAAUUGUAAUCGGCGGUCUGUACUUUAAUAUGAAGACACUGACGGAAUCUACCGAGUUCACCCAAGUCACGCCAACAUACGUGAACGCCAUAGCGGUCCUGUGCUCUGCCCUGAGUGUUGCCCUGCUGUUCUGGAGGAGGCUGACCUGCUUGGUGUUCCUCUGUGUGAUCACAUGUACCGUGACGGCGUUCCUGUGUGGGAUCACCGCCAUCCUGACUGGCACCCACGUGACCCGCCCCCUCAUGGCGCUGUCCCACUGCUCGUACUUCCCCUUCCUGAUGGAGUGCCACUGCAUGUCUCCCUACAGAAGGUCCAUGCUGGAGAUCUCCUACACGCCAAACGAUCCCACCAGUGUGGUGUUCAGCGACACGGACAGCUGUGACAGCAUACAGAAGUUGAUGCUGCACAUGUUGUACGCUCUGAUUGGAGCCUACGUCAUCAGCUUCCUCUUCACGGUGGGGGCGGCCAUAUUGGCUCUGCUGGUUCUACGCAUGGAGAAAAUCAGGAUGGGGUUGUUUGAGGAUGACACAUAUGAAGAAAUCUUCACCGUCAGCAACAGCAGUGCAACUCCACCAUCCUCGGACAGUGACAACGAGAACCAACACAUGCUCCAUCCAAUCCUGCCAUCCAGCGACGAUGGGAGAAUCCCCGAGUCCCACAUUAUUCGCAGAAGUCGAAGUUUCAGUCAGCCCAGGUUCCCGACCUCUGCGGAUGCUACUGAGAAGAGCAUUCCUAAAAUCACAGUGUCGGCACCGACGAAGCCAGAACCCCAGGGCAAGCUAAAGGAACAUCGUCGCCGGAGUCGCCGCGCUGUGACUCUGCACAACCUGGACACCCAUCAACUGAUGGUGAUACUGAGCCUGCAGAUGCGCUACCUUCAGGAGAACGAGAACGCCCAGUCUCAGUCCACGCUCAGUGCACAACAGCUGAGUCAGCAGUUACGGCGGGCUCUCACACCGCAGCCAAACCACGAUCGUCAGAAUCGGGGGCAAGGACAGGAAGUUCGUCAGAUCAGGUCCCACACACCCCAGCCAUAUCAUUUCAAGAACCGUGGUUCCUACAUCGAUCCUGUUCAGCCAAAUUAUGAAAAUAUGUUUGAUCCCACGGAGUUCAUUAAUCAGCUAAAACAGGAGCAGGCGCAAAUUGGGUGUAACGGAAAUAAGGUUCCAGCAGAGCGGGAGUUGUCACGGCACAACACGGCACCUGCCUCACGGCCCAAAACACCAAGGCAGGGAUACUCGUCUCAAACCAUUCCACCGCCGCAAAAUUCCAGAAAAGGAAACAAAACUCCCAUCAGAUCCAAUUAUUACGAAGAAAUCGAUGAUAUGGCGGAUUGCUUAGAUGACAGUAGUGCAUCAGAGCAAAUCUAUGAAAACCACACUGGAAACCGCCUAUCUGCUCAAAGACGUAAUCGAGGUCAAGGUGAAGGUCAUUCAGUGCCUGCUCCAGCAGUGUGCGUUCAGGGAAGUGGUGGGAAACCAAGGGACAUUACCAACAUACUUCCGGCAUUGUAUCCCUCGAUUCCGAGACACUUGUUUGACCGGGGUCAGACCCCAUCGCGUCCGAAAAGUUACAUGAAUGCAGUUGAUGCAUCAGAUUCUCCGCAAACUUCGCGCAGACACCAGUCUCAGAAUCCCAGCCAGCAUAAUCCCAGCUCUCAGCCAAACACAUCUCAAGUCCGACCAAUUCAGGAAAAUUCAUGGAGGAAUCAGGAUGUCGAUUCAGAAUCAGCAGACAGUGCCAUUUAUGCAAUGCCAGUUAAGAAGCAACGCCAGCCGGCUAAACCAGCACGAAAUCGCAGCCCCGACUGGCCGGGAAACCAGCCCCGCCCAUCCCUCCCUGGUCAGAGUGAUGUGCGGUCAGCGUUUCAUGUGGUACCACGCAGCAAGAAAUCCAAGCCUGCCCAGAAAUGGAGUGCCACUUCUGAUCCCGCGGCCAGGUUGCAGGUUUCUGCUCGUACCUAUGACGGCAAUAUGAACGAUUUCAGCAUGCAGGGACAAACAAACCAUGUGUCGAACGUGUCUGCAUUUUUCCCCCCACCUCCCUACUCCCCUCCCCCGUCUUACACGGACGUGAUCACGCACUCAAGGGACAGCUCCCUCCAUUCGCUCACCAGCAGCACCUCCACAUCAGAAGACGUGGAUUUUUACCAACAAAUCCGAAAACCACAACAGCCUCCCCGAUCAAAAAUCUCACCCCAUCGUCAGGAAUCUCAAAACGUCCCCUCGCAUCCGAACUGGGAGGAAAACUCGGUGUUCCAUGACAGCAUCCCAUACAGUGGGCCGGGGGUUAAUGCUGUGGGACAAAGAUGGAAUGGUGUAGAGUAUCAGAACAUUGAUGAGACGCCUAACGGACGAGUUGGCGGACCUAGCUACAGGAGGCAGGGAUACGAUGCCUUUCAGGAUGAGCCAGUGAGAGGGCCUGCUUCGCGGAGUCGUGGGUCGGCAAGGCAGGAUGGUGCAGGCUGCGAGGCUCCUCAGUACAGCGCCGCUGCAUCCACCGAAGGCAACAGCAGCGACUCGGACUGUAUGGAAACAGUCAUAUAAUCUGCUGCGUCAGUGUGACGGACUGUAGUUGAAUAAUGUGCUGCGUUCUUGUGACUUAUGGAAACAGUCAUAUAAUCUGCUGCGUCAUUGUGACAGACUAGUUGAAUAAUGUUCUGCGUUCUUGUGACUGUAUGGAAAGAUAUAUAAUCUGCUGCAUCAGUGUGAUGGACUGUAGUUGAAUUAUGUGCUGCGUUCUUGUGACUGUAUGGAAACAGUCAUAUAAUCUGCUGCGUCAGUGUGACAGACUAGUUGAAUAAUGUGCUGCAUUCUUGUGACUGUAUGGAAACAGUCAUAUAAUCUGCUGUGUCAGUGUGACGGACUGUAGUUGAAUUAUGUGCUGCGUUUUUGUGACUGUAUGGAAAGGUUUGUGCUGUAUUUUUGGAAAUUGCUUGACAAAAGGUACACUUCAAGUCCUACAUUGUGCAAGAAUUGAUUUGUUGGAGAUACCCCUUGUGAAAAUGUUAUGUUAUAUGUGUCUUCAGCCUGAGUGGUUUGUAGAUACAUGUGACAUUAAUUGUGUUAAGCAAGACAUUAAUUGUGUUACUGCUUUUUGACUGGACUUCAAAGCAGGAUAAUUGCCACUUAGUGUGCUGUGUAUGUCAGAUACUGCAACGUAUUGGUGUAACUCUUUGACCAAACCCAGGGCAUUGGCAGGUAAUGCAUUGUAGUACUGCGACACAUUUAUCAGACACGAAGUAUUAGUUGUGGUGAAUGUGAUGUGUCUUUGUGUCUCGGACUGUGGAUCUGACUUUGUCACCUUGUGUCUUGUGCGCAGAUGAAGCUUGUCAUUGUUUAUUGUUGUCCUUAAUCCACCCAGUGAAUGAUUGGCUUUCAUUGAGUGCAUCACUCAGGACUGUGAUGACCUGAUGUUACCCAGCACUGUUCCUGUGAAAUACACCUGCAGAUUGAGACCUGUUCCUGUGAAUAUUUACCUGCAGAUCGAGACCUGUUUCUGUGAAAUAUUUACCUGCAGAUCGAGACUUGUUCCUGAGAAAUAUUUACCUACAGAUUGAGACCUGUUCCUGUGAAAUAUUUACCUGCAGAUGGAGACCUGUUUAUUGCUCUAAGUGACCCUGAGGAAUCUGGACCAUGGACAGCAAAUUGUCAGAACAGUGUCAAUAAGGCUGGACAACUUUAUUGUCAAGUUUUACAGAUAUGUUUGCCCAGCUGUUGAAAAAUAUCUUUUUUGAAAAGUAUGUUUGUAAUGUUGUAACUUUUAACCUCAAGACUCAAGAUUGUUUGUAUUGCCUACUGCAUAAUGCAUGUUGGUCAGGUCAGUAUGUACAAGUGGCCUGGCUUCAAGUUGCUUAUUUAUUGGCCAGUGAACGAUGUAUCCACCUUCCAGAGCUGAGUGGGACGUCCAGCAGUGGGAACAGUUACCAUCAGGUUCAUGAUAAACAACAUGAAGUGUCAGCAAUCUUAUUAUAAUCAGAUCUUAGUUUUCGCUACCCCUAAACAAAGAUCUGAGGACAUCCCUUUACGGGUCACGUCAGAAUGACCUUUCGCGAACAUUGACCGACCAAUGAAAUGACUGACAAGAAAUCCACAUUAGCCAAUCAGAAGGCAGCUUUCUUGAGCUUUACGACACUAGUUUCAAACUGGCAACUACGCUUCAAAACAUAUUUUGACGUAUUGGCGAUUAAUUCUUUUUAAACUGAUCAAAAGAUCAUUCUGGAAUGGCUUAUAGUUGGUCUAGAUUGUAUGGAUAUAAUCAUAAAUCCCGAAACUGUCAUUCGGAAUACCCUCUGUUAAAUAUUCCGAGGUUGCAUAGUUGCAAAACACAUUCCGACUGUCACUUUCAUGAUCUGGUAAGCGACGCUCUGAUUUGGUGGAUGAAAGGUCGUUCUGACGUGACCCGUAAUUGGAUGUCCUCAGAUCUUUGUUUCGCGGUAGCGAAAACUAAGAUCUGAUUUUAAUGAGAUUGGGUGUGUCAGUAAAAACGCCAAUCUACAAAGGGCAAAUUGUAAAUGUGACUCUUGCUCUAUGGGAGGGUCAAGAAACAGAUGGCAGUAUUAACUUUCAAACAAACUUUGCUAUCAACAAGUGCUAUACAGUUGUAUAUAUGAGUUGUUCGUGAAAUGGACACUUGACGACAAAAGGUUUGAUGAAUGCCUGUAUGAUGAGAUUCUUCAAUACCUCCGGAGAUUUAUUAACAGUUACUUGGUUUAGGGAUCAGUGGGGGCACGGGUGGCCCAGUCGUCUAAGGCGCCGCGAUUUGCUGUGCAUGAUUGUGGGUUCGAACCCUGGUUCGCCCCAAUUAUGUUUCUAGGUUUGUCAGCACCAUAUCCGUGCUCGUGGGUUUCACCUAAGUGGUAAACGUCCGAGACCUGCAUCACUUCAGGCUUUCCUCCCACAUUAAGCUGACACGCCGUGAUAUAACUGGAAUAAUGUUAAAAGCGGCGUUAAACCCAACUCACUCACUCACUUAGGGAUCAGGAGAACCAAACAUUCAGCAAAAUAGUAAUAAAUGAGUGUCUCUCUAUCCAUGCAGUCUGUUCAUGGGCUUCAAUGCUCCAACUCUCAGUUGUUUUGCCCGUGAUGCUUUAAUUAGCCUGUGUAAUCUCCAGUACAAAUUAGCAUUGAACGAUUGAGAUUAUAGUCCAUAAUAAGCAAAUUUUGAAUCCACGAAGGUGAAAUGGGGUUUAACGUCUCAUCCAAGAUUAUUGCACUUAUAUAGCGCAUGCACGUGUAUGUAUGUGUGUGGCUGCUUGUACUAGUCCGGACUGAUGCCGAUUUAUAGUGAUAGCUCACU
Molecule: messenger RNA, 6064 nt
Organism: Haliotis rufescens (red abalone)
Lineage: Eukaryota; Metazoa; Mollusca; Gastropoda; Lepetellida; Haliotidae
Exons: 5
Coding region: 613-3312 (899 amino acids)
Source: RefSeq, a predicted model, not a curated record